AUGUCCACAUCCACAUCCACCGUGAACCUGACCAACUACCCCCCACGCGACUUCAAAGGGUACGGCCGUGUGCCGCCCAACCCGAACUGGCCCAACGGCGCCAAGAUCGCGGUCAACUUUGUCAUCAACUACGAAGAAGGCGGCGAGAACACGCUCGACAACGGCGAUGCGCAGGGCGAGGCGAUGUUGCAGGAAGUCGGCCCCAAAAUUGGAUUGCAGGGCGAGCGCGAUAUUCCGAUGGAGACUCAGUUCGAGUACGGCUCGCGCCGCGGUAUGUGGCGCCUGCUCAACCUCUUCGAGAAGCACAACAUGGCCGUGACAAUCUACGCCGUCGGAAAAGCAUACGAGCAACAACCAGACAUCGCCGCGGCAUGCGAACAAGGCGGGCACGAAACAGCCUCGCACUGCUACCGCUGGAUCGACUACACGCUCAUGGACGCCGAGACGGAGGAGAAGCAUAUCAGACAGGCAGUCGAGUCGUUUAAGAAGACGAGUCCGACGGGCAAGGUCCCUGUCGGGUGGUACUACGGCCGCCCGUCCCCGCGCAGCCGCGCGCUCAUAUCCAAAGUGUACCGCGAGCUCGGUCUGGAGCUUUUGUACCAAGCUGAUACCUACGCCGACGACCUCCCAUACUACAUCCCCGACCCCAUCGCAGGCCCCUCCGAAGGCCUCCUAAUGAUGCCCUACAGCUACGACUGCAACGACUUCAAAUUCUUUGUCGCGCCAGGGUUCGGCUCCUCCAUGGCCUACUUCGAACACGCCAAGAACGGGUUCGAUACGCUGUAUGAGGAAGGCGAGAACGGGCAGCCGGCGUAUCUUACUGUUGCGCUGCAUGCGCGGGUUAUUGGACGGCCUGGGAGGUUUCAGGCUAUUAAGCAGUUUGUUGAGUAUGUGGCGCAGAAACCUGAUGUGUGGGUUGCUACCCGCGAGCAGAUUGCGAGGCAUUGGAAGGCGCAGUACCCGUAUCAACCUCCUAGCGCUGCCUAG
Messenger RNA from Psilocybe cubensis, 987 nucleotides. RefSeq lists its product as uncharacterized. The transcript is spliced from 5 exons. The record is from RefSeq and is a predicted model, not a curated record. Bases 1 to 987 code for a protein of 328 amino acids. Gene Ontology annotation, biological process: carbohydrate metabolic process. Gene Ontology annotation, molecular function: hydrolase activity, acting on carbon-nitrogen (but not peptide) bonds. Lineage: Eukaryota; Fungi; Basidiomycota; Agaricomycetes; Agaricales; Agrocybaceae.